Molecule: messenger RNA, 1208 nt
Organism: Alosa sapidissima (American shad)
Lineage: Eukaryota; Metazoa; Chordata; Actinopteri; Clupeiformes; Clupeidae
Gene: saxo3
Exons: 5
Coding region: 302-1108 (268 amino acids)
Source: RefSeq, a predicted model, not a curated record
UUCCUGAAGGCGUUUCUAUGGUGAUAACGAGACAGACAACACGCACGAAUUAAUUCAUCUCUCUAAUGUUUUUGUCAAGCUAGAAGUAGCCUACUAAGCCAUAUAGUUAGCGUACAGUUAGUGUUAGUGUCAGUGUCCGCUUGCUUUUUUGGAACAAAUUAUGAAAAUGAUGAACAGACUCUGCUUACAGCAUCGGUGGUGGUGGUGGUGGUGUAGCCUAGGUAGGUAGAGCUAGGUAGAAAGAAAGUGGGCUAGGGAAACACACUGAUAAGUUGGCUAACGUUAAAGGAAUCGUUUCAACAUGAAGACUUACGACCGACGGAUACAAAGCGCAGAACUCACCAGUACUGGAAUCGGCCACAAAUUUGUUCACCCUCCACCUUUCCAUAAAAGUAGCAGCAGAUUGAAGGGCCCACCGCCUCUCUCACUUGACUACAGGCCUUGCAUCCCUGCCUCCUCUAUCUUCACAUCCACCUCACAUAUGGAUCACAGCAGGAAGCCACUGACUGGACCAUUGGCUGACGUUAAGUACCCCUUGGCUCCACCACACUGGAAGACUCACACAAUGACGGAUUUAAACCGGAGGAUUAAGGAUUGCUGGGCCUUACGGGUGCUUCCCAGCCCAACCAGUGAAACACGGGACCACUACAGGGGUCAGCCAGCACGCAUCAGCCCCUCUACAGCACCUAGCUAUGAGUUACUGGCCUUGUAUGGAAAGCUUGCUGCAGAUCAGACCGUGCCCCCUCCAGGUCCAGUACUCAGCACCACUCACAGAGAUUACAGGCACUUUAACAGCUUUGAACUGAACUCGUCAUACUCAGGCCAGGCCAAACCACUCCCUGAAGGACUGACCAAGAGCUCUGCCUACAGCCACAUGCCUGGCCAUAAAGCCCCGUCCACCUCUUCGUGUUACCCUCGGCUGUCACGCCGCUCUGUGGCGGUGCCGUACGGAGCCUACACUUCUCUGUACAGGGACAGUUUCACAACUCCUGCCUUGCCUCGUACCCUGUCACACCAAGUCCAGCCCCAGCAUCCGAGCACCCUCAAAUGUAUUUUAAGGUGUGCUAGGUAUGGAAACCAACAUGUGCAUGAUUUAUCUUUAACAUGAUUUAUCUUUUUUUUUUUCCUUGUUGUCUUUCAAUAGCUAUUUCUGAAAGUAUACUGAUAUAUAAAGUAGUCGAUUAUUAAAAAUUAGUAUUUUGAAUGUA